AUGACUUCCAUAAUUGAAGGAUCGGAACCCGCUAUUGCCGCUGAAUCGCAUAUCUUCGCAAUUCCUCCGUCUUUUGCAGACCGGUUCCGAACGGAAGAGGAAAGAAUAGGACCAACAGCAGCAAUUCCGGAAAAUAUUCCGGCCGGUGGUGACAUUAAUUUUUACAUUGCCCCCUCAUCAAAUGCCAUGGUUUCCCUGCCAGACUUAAGCAUAGAAUUAGAAGUAGCAUUAAAAAAAAGGAAUACAGACAACAGUUGGGACCGAAUCCAAAUGACGGAUACUUGUGCUCCUGUCAAUAAUCUAAUUCACUCAAUGUUUCAAUCAGUUCAGGUUUCAGUAGCUAACCGACUGGUUAGCGACUGUGCAAUCUACUACCCCUACCGGGCAAUGUUUGAGUGUCUACUGAGUUAUACGAAGGAUGCAAUGGGAACACAGCUGACUUCUAGCGGUUUCUAUUUGGAUAAAGCUGGAAGCUUUGAUGACGCUGCUGGCAACACGGGAGAACAAGCUCGCCUAACGCUUUUUACAAAAUAUGAAUACAUUCCCCUUAGCGGAAAAUUAUUUUCCGACAUUUUCAUGCAAGACAAGCCAUUGAUAACAGGAGUUCCACUACAGAUACGUUUUGUUUUGCAUAAACCAGAAUUUUAUUUACGCGAUUGGGCAAAUCCGGUAACCAGUGAAUAUAGGCUGUUUAUACGCAACCCAAGAAUUUUCGUACGACGUUAUGUUGGUGUUCCAGAGUACAUGAAUGCCAUUAGCAAGCGGUUGCUGACAACAACGGCAAAGUAUCCAAUUGAACGCGUUCUCAUGCGUCCGAUCGAAUUACCGGCUAAUAUUCAAAGCACUGUAUUUAACAACAUUCACAUUGGUCAGGUUCCGAAAGUCUUAUUUGUAGCUUUUGCCACUGCGGAUGCUUUCAACGGCACAAAAAAGGCUAAUCCUUUUAAUUUUCAACAUUUCAAUUUAUCUCAAAUCAGUGUUGAAGUUGAUGGACAAUCCUUCCCUAACCGACCGUACGAACCGGAUUACGCAAACGGAAAGUAUUUAGACUGCUACGAUGGUCUUUUAGACACUUUAGGAAGGCGCAAUAGUCCUUUCGGUGCGCUGCCAUUUAAUCGAGACGAAUAUGCAAAAGGAUUCUGCAUUUAUGGUUUUGACCUGACUCCUGGAGGAACUGGGCUUGGCCCACUGAGUUUGAUUCGUCAAGGGAAUCUGGGUAUUCGUGUAGUCUUCAGUGAGCCGCUGAGACAGCCGACGAUCAUGAUUACGCUUCUUACGUUUGACGCGGUGAUAGAAAUUAACAAUUUCCGCCAGUUAAUUUGUGACUUUACAAAUUAA
Molecule: messenger RNA, 1338 nt
Organism: Paramacrobiotus metropolitanus
Lineage: Eukaryota; Metazoa; Tardigrada; Eutardigrada; Parachela; Macrobiotidae
Exons: 2
Coding region: 1-1338 (445 amino acids)
Source: RefSeq, a predicted model, not a curated record